CCUCCUGGGAUGAAGCGGGGGCGCGCAGCACUGGUACAUCAGUCGCUGCUGCUGGGAACGGUAGAGUCUUCCUUCCCAUCGUGAGGCCGGCGCGCAGACCUCGGGUCCUGGAGGCUCCCGGUUCCCGGGCACUGCCUCCGGCCGUCGUCGUCGCAGCGGCCCGCCUUUCCCCAGCUCUGAGCGGCCGAGGUCACCAUGAGUCCGGGGUUCCGCCGGGCCGUCGCCGGGCAGGGGGCGGCGGCCGCCGUGCAAUUACUGGUCACCCUGAGCUUCCUCCCAAGUCUCGUCAAGACCCAGGUGACUGGAGUUCUGGAUGAUUGCUUGUGUGACAUUGACAGCAUUGAUAACUUCAACACCUACAAAAUCUUCCCCAAAUUACAAAAGUUACAAGAACGAGACUAUUUUCGUUAUUACAAGGUUAAUCUGAAGCGACCAUGUCCUUUCUGGGCAGAAGAUGGCCACUGCUCAAUAAAAGACUGUCAUGUGGAGCCCUGUCCAGAGAGCAAAAUUCCAGUUGGAAUUAAAGCUGGGCCUUCAAAUAAGUACUUGCAAGUGGCAAACAAUACCAAAGAACUGGAAGACUGUGAGCAGGCUAACAAGCUGGGCGCCAUCAAUAGUACAUUAAGUAAUGAAAGCAAAGAAGCAUUCAUUGACUGGGCGAGAUAUGAUGACUCACAGGAUCACUUUUGUGAACUUGAUGAUGAACGAUCUCCUGCUGCACAGUAUGUGGACCUGCUGCUGAACCCAGAGCGGUACACCGGCUACAAGGGCUCCUCGGCAUGGAGGGUGUGGAACAGCAUCUAUGAAGAGAACUGCUUCAAGCCUCGGUCUGUGUAUCGGCCUUUAAAUCCCCUGGCACCCAGCCGAGGGGAAGAUGAUGGAGAAUCAUUCUAUACAUGGCUAGAAGGUUUGUGUCUUGAGAAAAGAGUCUUCUACAAGCUUAUAUCAGGACUUCAUGCCAGCAUCAAUUUACAUCUGUGUGCAAAUUAUCUUCUGGAAGAAAACUGGGGCAAACCUAGUUGGGGACCUAACAUCAAAGAAUUUAAACGCCGCUUUGACCCUGUGGAAACAAAGGGGGAGGGUCCAAGAAGGCUGAAAAAUCUAUACUUUUUAUACUUGAUUGAGCUUCGUGCUUUGUCAAAGGUGGCCCCUUAUUUUGAGCGCUCAAUUGUUGAUCUUUACACUGGCAACUUGGAAGAAGAUGCCAACACCAAGACCCUUCUGCUCAGCAUCUUUCAGGACACAAAGUCCUUCCCCAUGCACUUUGAUGAGAAGUCCAUGUUUGCAGGUGACAAAAAGGGGGCCAAGUCAUUAAAGGAGGAAUUUCGGUUACAUUUCAAGAACAUCUCGCGUAUCAUGGACUGUGUUGGAUGUGAUAAGUGCAGAUUAUGGGGGAAAUUGCAGACUCAGGGUUUAGGAACUGCCUUGAAGAUACUAUUCUCUGAAAAAGAAAUCCAAAAACUUCCGGAGAACAGUCCAUCUAAAGGCUUCCAGCUUACUCGGCAAGAAAUAGUUGCUCUUUUAAAUGCUUUUGCAAGGCUUUCGACAAGCAUAAGAGAAUUGCAGAACUUUAAAGCAUUAUUACAGCACAGGAGGUAAUGAAGACUGUUCUGUCUCCGUAGACAUAACGGACUGUGUGAAGCCUUUUAGCCUUGGACAUUGAGCAGAGAGACUAAGUGUCUAAGACUUCAAGAAUUCUGAACUCUUAAAGAGAAAAUUCAAAUGUUCACUUGAAUAUUUAUGAUCCUUAAUAGACUAUCAAUUAGAGAUAUUUAUAAAUGAAGUAUAUACUUUAAAAUUGUGAGUUAUACUAAUCCCAUGUUUGUUUCACAUUGGUUUUAUUUGUAUUGUAUUACCCUUCAUACCUAGUUUUCAAACUUGAAAUGACUGUGUCUAUCCUGAGAAGACUAUUCAGUCUGUUAUAGAAAAAGAACUAGGGAACCAGUGCUGCCUAGGGCUGGUCUCAGUGACAGAAAUUUGUCAGUGCUGUAGUUAGUGUUUUAGCCUUGCCUAACACUGUGUGUCAUCUUCUGUAACACAGGGCUGUCACUAUAAUGACUAGGCCUUUCAAUGACUAGUGAGCGAGGUUCUGGAUGACUUCCCAGGACUUCAACCAUUUUAAGAUGUUUAGUUGCUGUUGCUGCUUUGGUUUUGGCCUCAAGGGUCCUGCCUCAGUGAAGGUGGGUAAGUGCCCUCUCAUGUUCACUUGGCCAGAUGUCCUGUGUACACCUGGCUGGCUCAAGAGUGGAGUGUCCUUUACCUAAAGCCUACAGCUCCCCCUUCUUCUGACUUCUUUGUUCCUCUCCUAAUUAUAAACAUUUUCAGUUAUUUUAUGGAAAGCCCUAUUUAUUUAAUGGAUUGUUUAUUCAUAAAAUUUGAAUGGGAUCCUAUGGGUUUAUAAUGCUACUUGCAUUAUACACAAAUUUUGCUGUUUUAAAGUAAGCAUUUUCACUGUUUGAUUUUGAACACAAUCUAUGCAAUCCUCUA
Messenger RNA from Peromyscus californicus insignis, 2487 nucleotides. RefSeq names its product endoplasmic reticulum oxidoreductase 1 beta (gene Ero1b). Bases 196 to 1599 code for a protein of 467 amino acids. Gene Ontology annotation, biological process: protein folding in endoplasmic reticulum. Lineage: Eukaryota; Metazoa; Chordata; Mammalia; Rodentia; Cricetidae. Gene Ontology annotation, molecular function: thiol oxidase activity; protein-disulfide reductase activity; FAD binding. Gene Ontology annotation, cellular component: endoplasmic reticulum membrane; endoplasmic reticulum. The record is from RefSeq and is a predicted model, not a curated record. The transcript has 16 exons.